Lagenorhynchus albirostris (white-beaked dolphin) is the source of this 840-nucleotide messenger RNA. It is a transcript of the gene TNFSF15, whose product is annotated as TNF superfamily member 15. The transcript has 4 exons. The record is from RefSeq and is a predicted model, not a curated record. The coding region runs from base 16 to 786 and encodes 256 amino acids. Gene Ontology annotation, biological process: immune response. NCBI's taxonomy places the organism in Eukaryota, Metazoa, Chordata, Mammalia, Artiodactyla, Delphinidae. Gene Ontology annotation, cellular component: membrane. Gene Ontology annotation, molecular function: tumor necrosis factor receptor binding.
AGGACCAUCAGGGGCAUGGCAGAGGAUCUAGGGCCGGGUUUUGGGGAAACAGUCAGUGUCGAAAUGCUGCCCGAGGACGGAGGCUGCAGGCCCAAGGCCAGAGCUGGGCUAGCAUCCAGGAGCAACAGUGCACGCUGCGCUCUGACCUGCUGCCUCGUGUUGCUCCCUAUCCUGGCAGGACUCACCGCCUACCUGCUCGUUGGCCAGCUCCGGGCCCAAGGAGAGGCCUGUGUGUUUCAGACUCCAAAAGGACAGGAGCUUGGACCUUCACAUCAGCGAUCUUAUGCACCUCCUGGAGCCGGCGGGGAUAAGCCAAGGGCACACCUGACAGUUGUGAGACAAACUCCCACGCAGUCCUUGAAAAAUCAGUUCCCAGCUCUGCAUUGGGAACAUGAACUUGGCUUGGCCUUCACCAAGAACCGGAUGAACUACACCAACAAAUUUCUGGUGAUCCCAGAGUCAGGAGACUACUUUGUUUACUCCCAGGUCACAUUCCGAGGGACCACAUCCGAGUGUGGUGAAAUCAGCCAAGGGAGCCGACUAAACAAGCCAGACUCCAUCAUCGUGGUCAUCACCAAGGUAACGGACAGCUACCCUGAGCCGACCCAGCUCCUAAUGGGGACCAAGUCAGUGUGUGAAAUAGGCAGCAACUGGUUCCAACCCAUCUACCUAGGGGCCAUGUUCUUCCUGAAUGAAGGGGACAAGCUCAUGGUGAACGUCAGUGACAUCUCUUUGGUGGAUUACACAAAAGAAGAUAAAACCUUCUUCGGAGCCUUCUUGCUAUAGUGGCAAGGCAGAUGUCGUUGUGUGAAGGUCCUCUGCCUCUUAGCUCCUAAUUUU